CCUCAAGCAACAGCAAUAGUGGCCAGCAGGGCGGCAGUAGAAAGCAGUUGUCCCCUGGGCCAGUUCCCUUGUGGGAACAUCAGUGUGUGUCUCCCUCAAGCACUGCAGUGUAAUGGACACAAAGACUGCCACAACGGAGCUGACGAGCGACACUGCGGAGACAACACUGGAUGGGCAGACUUAUUUGGUCGAACACUUCAGACGGCCAACCCUGUGGACCGCUCCUUCUUAGACGGGUGUUACUUACAGGAGUAUCCAGAGAUGUGUGACUGCAUACAGACAGAGGUGGAGUGUGUGGAAGUUAGCCUGCAGGAUGUGCCUCAACUCUCUCCUAAUGUUACUUGGCUUUCCCUGAGGAGCAAUAAGAUUCAACUGUUGUCCGACAACGUCUUCUCAAAAUAUUCUGCCCUCGAGAGACUGUUUCUGCAAAACAACGGCCUCCAGACAAUAUCCCGAUAUGCCUUCAGUGGUCUGUACAUGCUCAAGCGGUUGUUUCUAAGUGAGAACUUAAUAACAUCACUUAGUCCUGGUGUGUUCAGAGAUCUCCAUCAACUACAGUGGUUGGUGUUGGAUCAUAACCCACUGAGGAGCCUGUCUCAGGACACCUUUGUUGGGCUCCAGUCCCUCAAGUACCUAUCCAUGGUGGACAUCUCUCUGCAGUGGCUUUCUCAUACCAGCUUCUGUCAGCACAUGCCUGCCUUGGACUGGCUAGACCUUGUGGGGAACCAGAUUAAAACGCUCAACCAUUCCAUCUUGAAGACCUGCAGCAAGCUUGAAGUUCUUUUGCUGAUGGACAACAAGAUCAGAACUGUCCCUGAAAACACCUUUCAGUCUCUCUGGAAACUUGCUGAGCUGGAUCUAUCUAGCAACAGGAUCAGUGAGCUGCCCAAGGACAUCUUUAAGAGUCUUUCCAAGUCUCUCCUUAAACUAAAUAUUUCCCACAAUCCCCUUCUCCACAUCCACCAUAGCCACUUUAACCACCUGACACAUCUACAGUCGCUAGCAUUGGAGGGGAUGGAAAUCCCAGAUAUCCAGACUAAGAUGUUUCUGCCUAUGGGAAACUUGUCUCACAUCUAUUUCAAGAAGUUCCAGUACUGCUCCUACGCCCCCCACGUCAGGUCCUGUAAGCCAAACACGGAUGGCAUCUCGUCCUUUGAGGACCUGUUGGCCAACAUCGUGCUGAGAGUGUCUGUCUGGGUCAUGGCCUUCAUCACCUGCUUUGGCAACCUCUUCGUCAUCGGCAUGAGGUCACUAAUACAGGCUGAGAACAAUUUGCAUGCAGCCUGCAUCAAAGUUCUCUGCUGUGCCGACUGCCUGAUGGGCGUGUAUCUUUUCUUCGUGGGAGUGUUUGAUGUUAAAUUCCGGGGACAGUACAAUCGUAAUGCCCUGCUCUGGAUGGAGAGUGUGGAGUGCCGGACCAUCGGCUUCCUGGCCAUGCUCUCCUCAGAGGUGUCUGUUCUCUUGCUGACCUACCUGACCCUGGAGAAGUUCCUGGUAAUCGUCUUUCCCUUCAGCAACCUGCGCCCAGGGAAGUUACAGACUGCGGUGGUCUUGGCUUCAAUCUGGCUUCUGGGGUUCAUCAUUGCCGCUGUGCCGUUAAUGGAUGAGAACCUGUUUGGGAACUACUAUGGACGCAAUGGGGUCUGCUUUCCCCUGCACUCCGACAGACAAGAGAAGCCCACCGCCAAAGGAUACUCCACGGGAAUUUUCCUGGGUCUGAACCUGGUGGCGUUCCUGGGGAUCAUCCUCUCCUACUCUAGUAUGUUCUACUCCAUAUACAAGACUGGCAUCAACGCCACAGACCUGAGGAGCAGACUGCACAGAGACGUGGCAGUGGCAAACAGGUUCUUCUUUAUAGUGUUCUCCGACGCCCUCUGCUGGAUUCCCAUAUUUUUGGUCAAAGUCCUUUCGCUGUUGGAGGUUGACAUACCAGGCACCAUCUCAAGCUGGGUGGUGAUCUUCAUCCUUCCCAUCAACAGUGCCCUCAACCCCAUCCUCUACACCCUGACCACCAGCUUCUUCAGAGAGCAGGUGGAGCUCCUGCUCUGUCGCUGGCAGAGGAGGUCCACUCUGAAAAAAGACCGCAAAAAUUUUACCUCUUCCACCAUCUUCAUGGAGACCUCGCGGCCUUCCUGCUAUCAGCCACCAGGCUACAUUCCCCGGGUCUCACUGAGGGACACAGAUCCCCGCUAUGGUUGA
This is a messenger RNA of Lampris incognitus (smalleye Pacific opah), 2199 nucleotides long. RefSeq names its product relaxin family peptide receptor 2a (gene rxfp2a). The transcript is spliced from 19 exons. The record is from RefSeq and is a predicted model, not a curated record. Gene Ontology annotation, biological process: G protein-coupled receptor signaling pathway. Gene Ontology annotation, cellular component: membrane. Gene Ontology annotation, molecular function: G protein-coupled receptor activity; protein binding. The annotation marks the transcript as partial. NCBI's taxonomy places the organism in Eukaryota, Metazoa, Chordata, Actinopteri, Lampriformes, Lampridae.